AUGGCCGAACAAGCUACAGAGGAAGAUAUUCUGCUAGCCAAGCGCAUCAUUUCUGCGGCCGAGCGACACGAUGUGCCGGCGUUGAACAUUCUGCUCAAGGACGGUUCCGCAAACGUCCAGGACCCCACGGCAACAGUAGCAACAUCACCGCUUCACGCAGCAAUUGCCUCUUGCGGAAAGGCCGAAGAAAGAAAGGAGGCGAGCGAAGAGGCGAUUCAAACCGUGGAAACACUCCUCCAAAAUGGCGCCAUCUGGAACGAUCUCAACAAGGAAGAUGAAACUCCAGGCUGCAUCGCACUCCGUCUUGGCCAGAAAAAGAUCUACGACAUGAUGGUCGAAGCCGGUGUCCGCGCUGAGAUUCUCUUCGCCCGAAUGGAAGCCUUGGGCAUGGGCGAACCCGCCGAAGAAGUCGAAGAAGAGGCCGAGAUCCUCGAGGAGCAACCCGCCGCCAAGAAACAAAAGAUAUCCACGGAAGAUGCCAAACCCGUCGAGCAACCCACUUCAGAAAAGGUCCUCGAUGACGUCUCCCUAGACAAUCACGCCUACCUCAAGAGCCAACUCCGCUACAAAUCUGGUAUUCUCCUCGACGAAAGCGACAAUGCCGUCAUGAUGGACUGGGAAACGCAAAUCAUGCAGCGCCACGCCGAGACUCUAAUCCCCAAGCCAGGCCUUCGCACAAUGAAUGUUGGUCACGGUAUGGGUAUAGUAGACACAGCAAUCUUAACGCAUGAUCCCGCUGAGCACCACAUCAUUGAAGCCCAUCCGCAGGUACACCAGCGGCUCCGCGAGAAGGGCUGGUACGACAAGCCCAAUGUCAAGAUUCACGAGGGAAGGUGGCAAGAUAUUCUGCCCAAGCUUAUUGAGCAGGGUGUUGUGUUGGAUGCCAUUUACUAUGAUACUUUUGCAGAGGAUUACAAGGCGCUCAAGGAGUUCUUCUCCGAGUAUGUGGUUGCGUUGCUAGCCAAGGAUGGAAAGUUUGGGUGGUAUAAUGGUCUUGGAGCUGAUAGACAGAUUUGCUACGAUGUUUAUACCAAGGUUGCGGAAAUGGAUCUGUACGAGGCAGGCUUCGAUACAGAGUGGGAGGACAUCAAUGUUCCGGAGGGAUUGCAUGGAAGUGAUCAGUGGGAGGGAACUAGGAGGCCAUACUGGACCAUUGAUGUGUACAGAUUGCCUGUGAAUACGUUUGUCAAGUAA
Molecule: messenger RNA, 1194 nt
Organism: Bipolaris zeicola 26-R-13
Lineage: Eukaryota; Fungi; Ascomycota; Dothideomycetes; Pleosporales; Pleosporaceae
Exons: 3
Coding region: 1-1194 (397 amino acids)
Biological process (GO): peptidyl-arginine methylation
Cellular component (GO): cytoplasm; nucleus
Molecular function (GO): protein arginine N5-methyltransferase activity
Source: RefSeq, a predicted model, not a curated record